This is a messenger RNA of Aethina tumida (small hive beetle), 423 nucleotides long. RefSeq names its product keratin-associated protein 6-2-like. The coding region runs from base 1 to 423 and encodes 140 amino acids. The record is from RefSeq and is a predicted model, not a curated record. NCBI's taxonomy places the organism in Eukaryota, Metazoa, Arthropoda, Insecta, Coleoptera, Nitidulidae. The transcript has 2 exons.
AUGGAUAUAGAUAGAUUCAGAUUGAUGCAGAUACAACACAGUUGUAGAUACAAAUACAGACACAAAGACAGAUACAGAUACAGAUACAGAUACAGAUACAGAUACAGAUACAGAUACAGAUACAGAUACAGAUACAGAUACAGAUACAGAUACAGAUACAGAUACAGAUACAGAUACAGAUACAGAUACAGAUACAGAUACAGAUACAGAUACAGACACAGAUACAGAUACAGAUACAGAUACAGAUACAGAUACAGAUACAGAUACAGAUACAGAUACAGAUACAGAUACAGAUAUGAAUACUCAUACGGAUGUAGAUGCGGAUGUGAAUACAGAUGUAGAUACGGAUGUGGAUAUGGAUACAGAUACGAAAGCGGAUGCGGAUGUAGGUGCGGAUGCGGAUACGGAUACGGAUACGGAUAA